Messenger RNA from Penicillium nucicola, 753 nucleotides. RefSeq names its product alpha/beta hydrolase. The coding region runs from base 1 to 753 and encodes 250 amino acids. The record is from RefSeq and is a predicted model, not a curated record. The transcript has a single exon. Lineage: Eukaryota; Fungi; Ascomycota; Eurotiomycetes; Eurotiales; Aspergillaceae.
AUGGCUGAAUCUACUACUAUACUUUUUGUCCCUGGCGCCUGGCACAAUCCUGAUUCCUUCGAUCCAGUGAUUGAGCGUCUGGAGACUGCCAAAUACAAGACCAACAAGGUGCAUCUGCCCUCAGUGAACCCGCCAACACACUUUCUAGAUUUUGACGAGGAUGUUGCACACAUUCGCAAGCAAAUCGAACAGGAAGUGAGCGCAGGACAGAGUGUGGUCGUCGUCGUUCACUCGUACGGCGCGCUACCCGCAAACGAGGCAAUUCAAGGACUGGACAUCCAGACGCGCCAAAAACAGGGCCUGACAGGUGGCGUCGCUCAUCUGUUUUUCUGCUGCUCUUUUGUCAUCCCAGAAGGACAGUCUCUUAUCAGUGCUUUUGGUGGCAGUGAUCUUCCUUGGUUCAGGGUGGCAGAGGACAGACUAGAGGUCAAUCCUGCGAACCCAGACGAAGUCUUCUACAAUGACUGCAGUCCUGCUCAGAUUGAGACCGCAGUCGCUGCUCUCAGACCUCAUAGCUACAAGUGCUUUCACAGCCCUUGCACCUAUGCCGCCUGGAAGGAGGUGCCAAGUACUUAUCUGUAUUGUCUGCAGGACGCGGCAAUUCCUCUGGCAGUACAGAAGAUGAUGGUUGAAGUGACGGCGAAGGGGUAUGGCAUGAACACGGAGACGGUGGAUGCGUCUCACAGUCCAUUCAUAAGCCAGCCCGAUGGGUUGACGGCGGCAAUUCGCCGCGCAGCUGGGGAAACCAUUUGA